CUCACUACUGAGGAUCGCGACCACAUGCGAUGUACUUCCAAUGCACCCGAUCAUGGGUGGCAUGGACUGCAUGGUACAAACUACCACCGAGUGCUUCUCUUGCUAGAUCCGACCAUCUGGCUGGUGUUCUGCCCACGGCGCGCUUGCCUUCUAUUCGACCCGUAAUUAUGAGCUUCUCUAAUUCAUGUCUGGAAGACCGCAUGAUGUGUCCGAAGAAGCUCAUAACACGUUCCCGGCAGACAGAAGAGAGCCUUUUUCGGAUGUCUAGCUGCCUUAGAAUGUAAAAAAUAAUACACAAUUCCAUUAUUUCUUUUUUUUAAACUUUGGCCUUAGGACAUCUUUUUCCUUUGCCUAUAAAUGACGAAUCUAUCUUCGCUAGAAGUAUAGUGUUCUGUGGAGUCUAUUCAGUGAAAAUAAAACAACAAAAUCUGAAAGAGAAUCAGAAAUGUACUCUAAAAUCUAAACUGAUAAAUUGAUAAAUGGAAUGUACUAAAUCAAUAUUGAAAAUCUGCAAAGUUACCUGUUUAAAAUGUCUGACAUAAAUAGUUUGUUUGACUGUUUUGAUGAAACACCAAUAACUGAAGCUGCGAUUCAGCUGCCAAAUGUUAAAAAUGUUGAAAAACCAAACUUGGAAGAGUUGACUGCUGCUGGAAAUAAGCGUGCACAUGAUGACAUCCAGUACGCUGAUACCUCUGUAUCAAAAAAGCCUCGCGAAGAAGAGGAAGACUCUGAAUUGAUUACCGACAUAAAUGUUGAUCUGCUCCAAUCUCGUAUAGUGAUACACACGCUAGAAACUCACGAGGGCUGUACACAUGAAGUGGCAAUACCACCUAAUCAGGAAUAUGCUCCUCUUUUACCACUGACAACUGAACCUGUAAAGCAGUACAGUUUCAUAUUGGAUCCGUUUCAAAAAGAAGCAAUAUUGUGUAUAGAUAAUUUACAAUCUGUACUUGUAUCAGCUCACACGUCUGCUGGCAAAACAGUGGUUGCUGAGUAUGCCAUAGCUCUAUCACUAAAAAACAAGCAGAGAGUAAUAUACACAACCCCUAUUAAAGCUCUUUCGAAUCAAAAAUAUAGAGAGUUCUCAGAGGAGUUUCAUGAUGUUGGUUUAAUAACUGGUGAUGUAACUAUCAAUCCCUCUGCUUCAUGUCUUAUCAUGACAACUGAGAUUCUCAGGAACAUGUUGUAUAGAGGUUCAGAAAUUAUGAGAGAAGUUGGUUGGGUUGUGUUUGAUGAGAUUCAUUACAUGAGAGAUAAGGAGAGAGGUGUCGUUUGGGAAGAAACACUCAUCCUUCUGCCGGACAAUGUGCAUUAUGUAUUUUUGUCUGCAACUAUACCUAAUGCACGUCAGUUUGCCGAGUGGGUCUGUCGCUUGCAUUCCCAGCCUUGUCACGUCAUUUAUACAGAAUACAGACCCACUCCACUGCAACACUACAUUUUCCCAGCCGGUGGUGAUGGAAUACAUUUGGUUGUUGAUGAAAAGGGUAUAUUCAAGGAAGAUAACUUCAACACAGCAAUGACAGUGCUGAACAAUGCAGGUGAAGCAGCAAAAGGCGACCAACGUGGUAGACGCGGCGGACCCCGGGAUAAAAAUCAGACCAAUAUUUUUAACAUUGUCAAAAUGAUUAUGGAAAGAAAUUUCGCUCCCGUGAUCAUAUUCAGCUUCAGUAAAAAGGAUUGCGAACUAUAUGCCCUACAGAUGGCGAAACUGGACUUCAACACAAUUGAAGAAAAAAAACUAGUGGACGAAGUGUUUAGCAACGCAAUGGAUGUUUUAAGUGAAGAGGAUCGGAAAUUACCACAAGUAGAGAACGUUAUACCUUUGUUGAGGCGCGGCAUUGGCAUACAUCAUGGAGGUCUACUGCCUAUACUGAAGGAAACUAUUGAAAUAUUAUUCGGCUUAGGACUCAUCAAGGCUUUAUUUGCUACUGAAACAUUUGCUAUGGGAUUGAACAUGCCUGCGAGAACGGUAGUGUUUACCAACUGUCAAAAGUUUGACGGGAAGGAAGUUAGAUUUAUAUCGUCAGGUGAAUAUAUUCAGAUGUCUGGUCGCGCUGGUCGGAGAGGUCUCGACGACAAGGGUAUCGUUAUAUUGAUGAUCGACGAGAAGGUUACGCCCACUGUUGUCAAAGGCAUGGUGCAAGGGAAAGCUGACCCUAUUAAUUCUGCAUUCCAUCUCACUUAUAAUAUGGUUCUUAAUCUACUGCGUGUAGAGGAAAUCAAUCCGGAAUAUAUGCUGGAAAGAAGUUUCUUCCAGUUUCAGAAUCAAGCAGCCAUACCGGAUCUGAUAGACAAGGUCAAAGCAAAACAGAAACAAUACGACGCCCUGUCCGUUAACGAGGAGAACUCCGUAGCUUCAUACUCCACCAUCAGAACUCAGCUAGAUUUGCUCGGGGACCAGUUUCGGUCGUUCAUAACUAAGCCGGAGUACUUGAAGCCUUUUUUGCAACCGGGAAGACUUGUCAAGGUGAAAACAGAGAAAUACGAAUACGACUGGGGCAUCAUAGUGAACUUCAGACAUAAAUCGAACAAAGGCAAGAAAGGACAAGAAGAGAAUCCUUUGACGGCCGAGCCCGCCAUUAUUGUCGACAUCCUACUGCACGUGAAGACGGCGACCGGCGGCGACGGCGAGACCAACGUGCCGUGUCCGCCCGGCGAGUCUGGCGACGUACAAGUGGUUCCAGUCGUACACACACUAAUAUACCAGAUCAGUUCUCUUCGGGUGUACUAUCCUAAGGACUUGAGGCCUUCGGACAAUCGGAAAUCUGUAUUGAAGACUAUAGGCGAGGUGAAAAAGAGGUUCCCCGAUGGUCCCCCGCUGUUGAAUCCCAUUAAUGAUAUGAAAAUUAAUGACUCAGUGUUUAAACAAUGCGUCGAUAGAAUCAAGUUAUUGGAAGAAAGACUAUACUCACAUCCGAUCCAUACAGACAAAAACAGAAGCGCCCUGACAGCUGCUUACGACAAGAAACAAGAGUUAUAUGAAGAGCUACAGAACGCUAAAGCGGAACUGAAGAAGGCGAAGAGCAUACUGCAGAUGGACGAGCUGAAGAAGAGAAAACGGGUGCUGAGGCGGCUCGGCUACUGCACCGCCGCCGACGUCAUCGAGAUGAAGGGACGCAUCGCCUGCGAGCUCAGCAGUGCGGACGAACUGCUGCUAACGGAGUUGAUAUUCAACGGGGUGUUCAACGCGCUGUCUCCGGAGCAGAGCGCGGCGUUGAUCAGCUGCUUCGUUUGCGACGAGAACUCCACGCAGGCCAGCGUCUCCGGCGAGGAGCUGCGCGGCGUGCUCAGGCAACUACAGGAAUAUGCCCGACGAAUAGCAAAGGUAUCGAUCGAUUCUAAAAUGGAUUUGGAUGAAGAUACUUACGUUAGUAAAUUUAAAUGUACACUCAUGGACGUGGUCCUGUCAUGGGCCAAAGGAGCUUCGUUCUUGCAGAUAUGCAAGAUGACUGAUGUUUUUGAAGGUUCAAUAAUAAGAUGUAUGAGACGUUUGGAGGAGGUGUUGCGACAGCUGUGCCAGGCUGCCAAGAACAUUGGCAACACCGACUUGGAGAAUAAAUUCAGUGACGCGAUCAAAAUGCUCAAGAGGGACAUUGUGUUCGCAGCCAGUCUUUAUAUGUAGUUUUAAGAAGAACCGAAAUUAUACCAAUAUUGUUUUCGAAAAUAGC
Molecule: messenger RNA, 3668 nt
Organism: Bombyx mori (domestic silkworm)
Lineage: Eukaryota; Metazoa; Arthropoda; Insecta; Lepidoptera; Bombycidae
Gene: Mtr4
Product: exosome RNA helicase MTR4
Exons: 18
Coding region: 530-3622 (1030 amino acids)
Biological process (GO): maturation of 5.8S rRNA; RNA catabolic process
Cellular component (GO): nucleus
Molecular function (GO): RNA helicase activity; RNA binding; ATP binding
Source: RefSeq, a predicted model, not a curated record